Hydra vulgaris (swiftwater hydra) is the source of this 530-nucleotide messenger RNA. RefSeq names its product dynein light chain roadblock-type 2. The record is from RefSeq and is a predicted model, not a curated record. NCBI's taxonomy places the organism in Eukaryota, Metazoa, Cnidaria, Hydrozoa, Anthoathecata, Hydridae. Gene Ontology annotation, cellular component: cytoplasmic dynein complex; cytoplasm; centrosome. Gene Ontology annotation, molecular function: dynein intermediate chain binding. Gene Ontology annotation, biological process: microtubule-based movement.
GUUUUUUUUUUCUCGUAAUUUAUGUACCGGUGUCUACCAAAAGAUCGAAAACAUACAAACUUUAAGUUAUUAUUCCAGAGCACAAAACAAGGUUGUGACUGGAAACGGUUCGACUUUUUAGCAGUAAGGAUAAAAUUAUUAAAAUGUCUGAGGUUGAAGAGACAUUAAAGAGAAUUGGAAGUCACAAAGGAGUCAUUGGUAUCAUAGUUGUUAAUCAAGAAGGUAUUCCUAUUAGAACAACACUGGACAACUCUACUACUGUUCAAUAUGCAGGGCUUAUUCAUCAAUUAACAGCUAAAGCAAGAAGUACUGUGCGUGAUAUUGAUCCUCAAAAUGAUUUGACUUUCUUACGAAUUCGAUCAAAGAAGCACGAAAUAAUGGUUGCCCCAGAGAAAGAGUAUAUGCUAAUUGUUAUUCAAAACCCUGGCAUUGCUGAGCGAAGUAGCUAACAUGCUAAAGAAUAGUUUUUUUGUAAUUUUGUUCAAACUUGUAUAUGAUAUUAUGAUUUUAAAAAUGGCUUAAUUUAGAAA